AUGGCUGUGGCCCUAGAAUUCCAGGCCCAGGCCUCUCCCCUUCCAGAGCCGGAGGGACUUCUGAUUGUGAAACUGGAGGAGGACUCGUGGGGAGCAGAGCCCAGAUCCCACGAGGAGGAGGAGGAGCAGGACCCUGUUCCUGUCCCGGAGGCCUCCCGCCAGCGCUUCCGGCAGUUCCAGUAUAGGGAUGCAGCUGGACCUCAUGAGGCCUUCAGCCAGCUCUGGGAACUCUGUUGCCGCUGGCUGAGACCAGAGAUCCGCCUCAAGGAGCAGAUCCUAGAGCUGCUGGUGCUGGAGCAGUUCCUGACUAUCCUACCCAGGGAGGUACAGACUUGGGUACAGGCACGCCACCCAGAGAAUGGGGAGGAGGCGGUGGCCCUGGUGGAGGAUUGGCAUCGAGAGGCCCGGGCUGCACAGCAACAGGAACUGGAAUCGUGUGCAGAGAUCAGGUCCUUAAAAGUAUUGCAGGAAUCACAGAACUUCCAGCUACAGCCAGCAGAUCACUGGCCCGAGGGACAGUCCCAGAAGCAGUGGGUGAAGAAUCCAAACCCUGUUCUUCCCAAGCAUCUAAACACCAAUAUGAUGCUACAGUCCUUGAGAGAGAGUGCUGUUCUCACUUCCCGGGUCCCUGCUCUCCCGAAGAUGGGGAGCAUUGGUGAUUGGGAGGUGGCCCCUGAGUUCCAGGAAGCCCUAGGACCCAGAAAACCUGCUGAGGAGUUCGACAAGGAGCCCCCAGAUGGCAGCUGUGGAAACAGCAGGUCCCUGGGAGUUCUAGUUUCACAACCAAAUAGCACCUCCCAGCGAGAGCAAGCACCAGAGUUUUGGGGUACACGCCUUAUAAAUUUUGGGAAGAGGAACACUGCAGGAGAUUACAGCAUGGAUAAUGAGCAAGCCAACUCAGCUCAGCCAUUGGCCUGGAGGGACUCGAGGACCUGGGCAGACCAGUACCACUGUGAUGUGGAGGACAUGAAGGUGUCAGGUGUUCACUGGGGCUAUGAGGAGACUAAGACUUUCCUGGCAAUUUUGAGUGAGUCUACUUUCUCUGAAAAGCUCCGGACUUGUCACCAGAACCGCCAGAUAUAUCGGGCCAUUGCAGAGAGGCUAAGAGCACGGGGUUUCCUGCGAACGCUAGAGCAGUGUCGGUACAGGGUCAAAAACCUCCUACGGAAUUACCGGAAAGCCAAGAGCAGCCACCCGCCAGGGACCUGCCCCUUCUAUGAGGAGUUGGAGGCCCUAGUGAGGGCUCGGACAGCCAUUCGCAGCCCUGGAGAGGCUGUGGCACUCCCGAGACUGGCAGAUAGUGAUGCAGAGGUGGAUGAACAGGAGGAAGGGGUCUGGGAACCUGAGGAAAUAGCAGAAGACUGUAAUGGUGAUGACCUGGCCAUUGAUGAGUCCUUCCAGGGGCCCAGGAUUCCCGGGGGCCCAGCUCUGUUCCAGAGUCGUGUUGGUGUGCACUGGGGCUACGAGGAGACCAAAGCUUUUCUGGCAAUUCUCAGCGAGUCUCCAUUCUCUGAAAAACUUCGUACCUGUCACCAGAACAGCCAGGUGUACCGGGCCAUUGCCGAGCGACUAUGUGCACAGGGCUUCUUGAGGACACUGGAGCAGUGUCGCUACAGAUUCAAAAACCUCCUUCGAAGCUACCGGAAAGCCAAGAGCAGCCACCCACCAGGGACGUGCCCCUUCUAUGAGGAGCUGGACUCAUUGAUGAGGGCACGGAAUGCAGUUAGAGCUAUGGGGACUCUGAGGGAUGCUGCAGGUCUCCUCAGAUCUGGACAAAACAGUACCGAGCCUGAUGACCAGGAAGCCUGGGAUGAAGUGGCAGAUGAAGAUGCUAUUAAACCUCCAACCCCAUGUCCUAAAACCCCAGACACUGGUUUUGAAUUGAGACAUGAUGAUGAAGACCAGAUUUCAGAGCAGGAAGUUUUUGAGGAUUUGCCUGGAGCAUUAUCAGAAUGCACUACAGAGGAUGUUUGUCAAGUUUAUGAUUGGGAGGAAGAUAGUGAAAAUGAAAAUGGAGGUGUAAGACAGUGGGGAAAUUCUUUACAAGAACAGUGGGAAAAAUCUUCUUCUGAAGAGGACUUAGAAAAACUUAUCGACCAUCAAGGCCUAUACCUAGGAGAGAAACACUACAAGUGUGACACAUGUGUGAAAAGCUUCAGUCGGAGCUCCCACUUUAUUGCCCACCAGAGAAUUCACACUGGUGAGAAGCCCUACAAAUGCCUCGAAUGUGGAAAAAGCUUUAGCGACCGCUCCAACCUCAAUACCCACCAGCGAAUCCACACUGGAGAGAAGCCCUACAAAUGCCUUGAGUGUGGGAAAAGUUUUAGUGACCACUCCAAUCUUGUCACUCACCAGAGAAUCCACACAGGGGAAAAGCCCUAUAAAUGUGGGGAAUGUUUUAAAAGCUUCAAUCAAAGUUCGAACCUGCUGAAACAUCAGAGAAUCCACCUGGGAGGAAAUCCUGAUCGUUGUAGUGGUCCUGGGGAAAAAAUUGGCCAAAGCUCAUCCAGUGCUCACUGGAGGAACUCCAUAGAGAUGACAUGUCCUAAACAACCUCCAAGUGAAAGCAGUGUGAGUAAGAUCUUAGAUUCUUCUGGGCCACAUAGUACCAACUCAGGGGAAAAACUGUAUCAGUGUUCUGAGUGUGGAAGAAGCUUCUCUAAGAGCUCUGCCCUCAUUAGUCACCAAAGAAUCCACACAGGAGAGAAACCAUAUGAGUGUAUUGAAUGUGGGAAAAGCUUCAGCAAGAGCUCCACUCUGGCUAACCAUCAACGGACCCACACUGGGGAGAAGCCGUAUAAAUGUGGAGAGUGUGGGAAAUGCUUCAGUGAGCGCUCCAAGCUAAUCACACACCAGAGAGUGCACACAGGAGAGAAGCCCUACAAAUGCCUCGAGUGUGGGAAAUUCUUCCGUGAUCGCUCUAAUCUCAUUACUCACCAGAGGAUUCACACAGGAGAGAAGCCUUAUAAGUGCAGAGAGUGUGGGAAAUGCUUUAACCAGAGCUCCAGUCUUAUCAUUCACCAGAGAAUUCACACUGGGGAGAAGCCCUACAAGUGCUCGGAGUGUGGCAAAGAUUUCAACAACAGCUCUCACUUCAGUGCCCAUCGGAGAACCCAUGCAGGAGGGAAAGCAUUGUAG
Chrysochloris asiatica (Cape golden mole) is the source of this 3138-nucleotide messenger RNA. RefSeq names its product zinc finger and SCAN domain containing 20 (gene ZSCAN20). Bases 1 to 3138 code for a protein of 1045 amino acids. The record is from RefSeq and is a predicted model, not a curated record. Lineage: Eukaryota; Metazoa; Chordata; Mammalia; Afrosoricida; Chrysochloridae. Gene Ontology annotation, biological process: regulation of transcription by RNA polymerase II. Gene Ontology annotation, molecular function: DNA-binding transcription factor activity, RNA polymerase II-specific; RNA polymerase II cis-regulatory region sequence-specific DNA binding. The transcript is spliced from 7 exons.